This is a messenger RNA of Brassica rapa (field mustard), 714 nucleotides long. RefSeq lists its product as uncharacterized. NCBI's taxonomy places the organism in Eukaryota, Viridiplantae, Streptophyta, Magnoliopsida, Brassicales, Brassicaceae. The record is from RefSeq and is a predicted model, not a curated record. Gene Ontology annotation, molecular function: nucleic acid binding; RNA-DNA hybrid ribonuclease activity.
AUGAUUAAUCUACCUCCCACUGGUCUGGUAACUCCCUUAUACCCAUGGAUUUUUUGGGUUUUGUGGACUAGUAGGAACCAGUUAUUGUUCGAGGAUAAGUCUUUCUCGGAAACAGAGAGGAUGCUCAAGGCUAUAAAGGCGGCUGUGAAAUGGCAGGAGGCGACCAAUCUCCUAACCGCGACAAGGCUCCCUACCAAGAAACCAAACUCUGUUUCACUUAAAGACUGUCCACUUAUGAACUUAACUCCGCAGAUACCAGCAAAUACCUCAGCUCUGUAUACAGAUGCAGCUUGGAAUAGAACAUCUCUGGCAGGAGGCAUGGGAUGGGUAAGCACAAAAGCUGGCGGCUCGGUUCUAUUCAAAGGAACUGUGACUCGUCGAAAUGUGGCCUCAGCGCUCGUGGCAGAGGCUAUGGCUCUUAAAACAGCACUCUUGGAAGCUGUCUCUCAUGGUCUAACAGACAUAAUCUGUUUCUCAGAUUCUAAGUGUCUAAUUGACCUCAUCACAAGAAAGAAAACUGUGGUGGCUCUGCAAGGAUUACUCCAUGACCUCGGCGUGUUGAGUGAUUUUUGUAACUCUAUCUCAUUUUGUUUUAUCCCUCGGGGCCGCAAUGAAGUUGCAGACUCUCUUGCUAAAAAUGCUCUGUUUUGUUUGUCAAACAACCCGAGUGGGAAUAACUUUUCGGUUGUAAACUCUGUUUUUAAGUUGAUAUGA